CACGUGCAGGCGGGCAGGGCCAUAGGCACGUCACGUGGUUAAGUUGAGAAACAACACACACGGUGGUGUAUUGGAAUCGGAUCGUGCGCCGUCUUUCACUUUGUGCUUCUCCCUUCUCCCAUCUCCCACUAAACAUCCAUGGACCUCGAUCCUCGUCAAUAUGAAAACCUUGCUGUAAAUGAUAAUGACAUCCACAACAUUGUUCUGUCAUAUCUUAUACAUAAUUGCUACAAAGAAUCAGUAGAAUCAUUCAUUGCUUGCACUGGGGCAACGCAGCCGGCAGAUUAUUUGGAAGACAUGGAUAAAAGGAAAAGAAUCUUUCACUUUGCACUAGAGGGAAAUGCACUCAAGGCUAUUGAGCUUACUGAACAGCUGGCAAAAGAUAUUCUAGAGAACAAUAAGGAUUUGCAGUUUGAUCUACUAAGCCUUCAUUUUGUUGAGCUUGUCUGCUCAAGGAAAUGCACAGAAGCUUUGGAGUUUGCUCAGACCAAAUUGGGCCCUUUCGGAAAGGAGCCCAAAUAUAUGGAAAAGCUUGAAGACUUUAUGGCCCUUCUUGCUUAUAAGGAGCCAGAGAAAUCCCCAAUGUUUCAUCUCCUUAGCUUAGAGUAUCGGCAACAGGUUGCAGAUAGUUUGAAUCGAGCUAUUCUUGCACACUUGAAUCUUCCCAGUUACACAGCAAUGGAGAGGCUAAUACAGCAGGCUACAGUUGUAAGACAAUGCUUAAGUCAAGAAGCUGGCAAGGAUGCACCUCCACCAUUUUCCUUAAAGGAUUUUCUCAGAAGUUGAUGGAAAACAGUAAAAAAUGGAGAGUCAAUUGGGGAAUGAAGCUCGUUGUUUACCUUGAGCUUUCUUGUCUCAUUGGAUUGGUGUAUGGUUUCAUCAUGGUGUAAAGAUUUUUGAAUGCCUUUUCAUCUAUAAAUUCUUUGUUGCCAAGCUAUCUUGAUCUUUUUGGUCUUGCUGCACUUUUGUGAGGCAUGAGUAAUCUAUGGGUGGCCUUGGCGAAAAAUGCAAGAUUGAGAUGAUCCUCCUGUCCGAGGCAGUUGACCUCAUCUGUGGCCUAAUUUCAACUUCCAUAAUUUAUACUAAGUUAGGUUAUUUUCAAUCCAUUUCAAGGUUGGGCAGACAAAAUUAAGUACCAUAAUUUCCCUGAUGAUUUUCAAUCCAUUGAGGUUGAGCAGCCAAAACAAGGAUAUACGUUAUAUUGUUUUAAUAUUUGAUGUAAGGUUACAUGUAUGUGGAUAUGAAAGGAAGAUUGAAGACUAAAAUCUCUAUUGUCAGUGUUGGGAGUAUCAAGUUAUCAACGUUUUGGUACAUAAAACGUUGGGUGUGUACAAAAGGCAAGUCUGAAUUAAUUUUCUAUUUGGUCUUUUAUGAAUUUUUAAUUUUAUUUUA
Molecule: messenger RNA, 1392 nt
Organism: Glycine soja
Lineage: Eukaryota; Viridiplantae; Streptophyta; Magnoliopsida; Fabales; Fabaceae
Product: glucose-induced degradation protein 8 homolog
Exons: 7
Coding region: 139-786 (215 amino acids)
Biological process (GO): cytoskeleton organization; cell surface receptor signaling pathway
Cellular component (GO): cytoplasm
Molecular function (GO): protein binding
Source: RefSeq, a predicted model, not a curated record